Zychaea mexicana is the source of this 480-nucleotide messenger RNA. RefSeq names its product BTG family-domain-containing protein. The record is from RefSeq and is a predicted model, not a curated record. Lineage: Eukaryota; Fungi; Mucoromycota; Mucoromycetes; Mucorales; Lichtheimiaceae. Gene Ontology annotation, biological process: negative regulation of cell population proliferation; negative regulation of mitotic cell cycle. The annotation marks the transcript as partial. The transcript has 2 exons. Gene Ontology annotation, cellular component: cytoplasm; nucleus.
AUGCACAUGGAAAUUGCGCAAGCCGUCGAUUUUCUCGGUCGACUGUUGCAGUCCAAAUUCGACCAAAACGACCUAUUGACGUUCAAGCACGAGCUCACCAAAGUGUUGAAAGCGCGAUUCGCCGAUCACUGGGACCCACAGCAUCCUACUCAUGGUAAUGGGUUUCGGUCGAUUUCAAAUUUGAACGGCCAACUCGAUCCCGUACUCUUUAAAGCUGCUGCCGGGAAGACAUCCGUUUCUCCAAGUUUAAUACACAUGAAUUUGCCCCGGGAUUUUGUUUUAUGGAUUGAUCCAUUUUCUGUCUCGUACCGCGUUGGUGACCACGGCAAUAUCAUGACACUGUUUGAAGAUCGAUCGCGAGGCCGGAUUACGUUUAAACUAGAUCCAAACAGCAUGCCGAAAAGCCCAGCACUGAGUCCACAUUUGAUCCCACCGUCAAGGACCUCGUCUGCUGUACGCAUUUCUCCGCCGCCCAGUCCU